GCGUACCCCCUAUGCUACAGGGAACGAGAAACGACCUCGGCUGGUCCACCUCUGCGAUUGCAACUGAUUAGCUUUCGUACUGUGGACUCGUAGCUCGGCGUGGAUACGCCCACCGAAGGGAGGUGACAACUCCCGUAAGGUGGAGGGAGUUUGAAGAGAAAAGUCUGUCAAGAUGUCGGAGAGGCUGGAGAGCGGCGGUGUAUCGGAUGGCAUCAGGAAGGUCCUGACGCUCGAGGAUCUUAUUGCGGCUAUUGACCGGCAUGAGAAGACUCCAAGCAAUGUCCCUAAGGUCGACACCUUUCACUUCAAUGGAGAAAGAGUCUCAGACUGGCUGGAUCAGGUGGAACAAGCAAUGGUGGGACUGGCGGAUGCGGUGAAAUUCCAGCGGAUCAUGAGAUAUGUGCUUUAUGGGCACCAUCAGGAGGUGCAGAGGGUGGUCAACGACGCCAAUGGCAAUUGGGCCAGGUUUAGAGAGGGAAUGCAGAGGAAGUAUAGACUGGGCGAUGGCCUGCUAACCACGGCGGAUCUGGAGGCAAUGAACAAAGAUAACUUUACUACGAUAGGGGCCUUUGUACAAGAAUUUAAGAAAAGGGCAAGGAAGGUCCACGGGAUCUCAGAGGAGAUGUAGCGGGAGGAUGAGAAGAACGGGCUGAUUUCCUCCACCAUGGAUGGAAACAUCUAUGACCAGUUUGGAGAUUUUAUUGACAGGAAGCUUGGCAGAGUGAGAACGGAGGCCCAACGAAGAGCGGCAGCCGGUCCGCCACCCCCUGCCACGUUCAGGUUAUGGCAGGAAAAGGAAGGACCAUCAAUUGGGGUAGAGGAAGUGGGGAGUGAUGAGGAAGUAACUCAGGGGCUACAAGAAGGAGAUAAGAGGGAAGAGCCCAUAAUCAUCGAGUCGGACAACGAGAAUGAGGAAGAAAAGAUGGAACCUCUGUCCGCCUUAUUGGGGAAAAUGGAGGACUUGUUGGACAAGAUGGGGAGGUACCAACAGAAGUUGGUGGACCUCUGCGAGGGAAUAAGGGAAUGGAGGUCUAACGUCCCCAAGGUGUUCCUUUAUGACUCCGGCCCGGAGUCAGCGCCCGGGCGACCCGGAGUAAAUGUAGUGGGGUUGGGCCCACGAUCAGGGAUGAUGAUGGGACCCCUUACCCCACAAGCCCGGCUGGCGCAGGUAGCGCGAACGCGAAGUCAAGCUAAGGCCAGGGCUAGCCAAGAACCUCCCCAGAGAGAGCCUGAGCCAGGAAGGAGGAAGGAGGCAGUGGAAGUAGAGAAUGACGACGGCGAGGAGGAAGAAGAUGAGAGGCUGCGCCAGGAAGAGGACCAGAGGGCGGAGCAAAGGGCUAAGAAGAGGGAAGCUAGGGAAGACACCGAGCCAGUCCUCCGCGAUGUGCCGCCCAAGAAGAAGAAAUACGCGGUUCGGCUGGAAGAAGGGUUUGACGUAGAGAAGGUGAUCGACAGCGGAUCGGGAUUGGGAAGCCGCAUCGGGAUUGAGAAGCGAAUUGGGAAGCCGGAUCGGGAUUGGGAAGCGGAAGCGGAGAGGGGCGGAGGUCGACGGAGACGGGCGGAGGUAGGCGAAAGUGGCCAGAGGUGGGCGGAGUUGGGCAAAGGUGGGGAAGAGGAUCGGGAUCCGGAUCCGGAUCGGGAUUGGGAAGCGGAAGCGGAGGCGGGCAGAGGUCGGCGGAGAAGUAGGGAGGCAACCGGGGCAGCAACAACUGCCCGAGGCCUACCUCCGCUUCCCAAUCCCAAUCCGCUUCCACAUGGCGGAGACGGGAUUGCGAAGCGGAUUGGGAUCGAGAAGUGUAGGCGAAAUAAUCGUAGGGAGUUUGCACUACAGCAUGGGAAGAAGCGUGGAGAAGUGGGGAGAAGCGGGGAGAAGCGGGGAGAAGCGGGGAGAAGUGGGGAGAAGCGGGGAGAAGUCGCUAGAAGCGGGGAGAAGUGGGGAGAAGCGGGGAGAAGUGGGGAGAAAAGAGCAGAAGUGGGGAGAAGCGGGCAGAAGUGGGAAGAAGAGGAAUAACAGAAUGUGGAAGAAAAGUAGAAGAAGAAGAAGAAGAAGAAGAGGAAGCAGAAGAAGAAGAAAUGAAUGUGGAACAAAAGA
Chara braunii is the source of this 2092-nucleotide messenger RNA. Lineage: Eukaryota; Viridiplantae; Streptophyta; Charophyceae; Charales; Characeae. The record is from the annotation of a GenBank genome assembly.